Molecule: messenger RNA, 8883 nt
Organism: Bombina bombina (fire-bellied toad)
Lineage: Eukaryota; Metazoa; Chordata; Amphibia; Anura; Bombinatoridae
Gene: CLSTN1
Product: calsyntenin 1
Biological process (GO): positive regulation of synapse assembly; positive regulation of synaptic transmission; homophilic cell-cell adhesion
Cellular component (GO): postsynaptic membrane; cell surface
Molecular function (GO): calcium ion binding; kinesin binding; amyloid-beta binding
Source: RefSeq, a predicted model, not a curated record
CAGGGUCUGGCUGAGUGACGGGGGAGGGUAUCCGCGGCUCCCGCAGACACAGAGACGUCGCUUUACAGUAUCCGCCAUCUUACUCUGCACCGGGACCAACCGGCUGAGCAUCCGGACCUACUCACACACGAAGUGUUCCCCAGGAGCUCAGGCUGCUCAGCGCACACCCUCUUGGGCUCGGCAGCCGGGAGACUUCACUCUCUGGAUAUAGCGGCACCGGUAGAGGGCGGACAAGAUGCCGGGGAUGUGCUGGUGCUCCCCGGCCGGCCUACUGCUCGUCUUAGGGCUGCUGUGUGGGGCUUUAUCUGCUAGAGUAAACAAGCAUAAGCCAUGGAUUGAAACGACGUACCACGGGAUUGUAACAGAGAAUGAUAACGCAGUUUUAUUGGAUCCUCCACUUAUAGCCUUGGAUAAAGAUGCUCCCCUCCAGUAUGCAGAGAGUUUUGAGGUGACAGUCACCAAAGAAGGUGAAAUUUGUGGCUUUAAAAUUCAUGACCAGGAUGUCCCCUUUGAAGCAGUGGUAACUGACAAAUCCACUGGUGAGGGAGUGAUUCGUUCUACUGAAAAGCUGGACUGUGAGCUACAAAAGGACUAUACUUUUACCAUCCAGGCCUAUGACUGUGGGAAGGGACCGGACGGCUCUGGCAUGAAGAAAAGUCAUAGGGCGACUGUGCACAUUCAAGUGAACGAUGUGAAUGAAUAUUCUCCAGUUUUCAAGGAAAAGUCAUACAAAGCAACCGUGAUUGAAGGAAAGAAAUAUGACAGCAUCUUAAAAGUGGAAGCUGUGGAUGCCGACUGCUCCCCACAAUUUAGUCAGAUCUGCAGUUAUGAGAUUGUUACUCCUGAUGUUCCUUUCACUAUUGAUAAAGAUGGUUAUAUCAAGAACACAGAGAAAUUGAACUAUGGAAAAGAUCGUCAGUAUAAACUUACAGUCACCGCCUAUGAUUGUGGGAAGAAGGCGAGCCGGGAGGACAUAUUAGUUAAAAUAAGCAUUAAACCCACAUGCAAUGCCAGCUGGCAAGGUUGGAACAAAAGAAUAGAGUAUGAACCUGGUACCGGAUCACUUGCUCUUUUUCCCAGCAUGCAUUUGGAGACUUGUGAUGAGCCAAUCACUUCAAUACAAGCAAAUGUGCAGCUAUAAACCAGCCACAUUGGCAAAGGCUGCGACAGAGAUACAUACUCAGAAAAGUCAAUUCACCGUCUCUGUGGAGCUAACUCCAACACAGUUGAGCUUCUCCCCAAUCCCAACAGCCGUACCAUGACUAUUGGGCUUCCAACCGAUAAUGGGCAUGAUAGGACCAGGGUAUUCGAGUUCAAUGGAACUCAGGCAGUAAAAAUUCCAGAUGGAGUAGUGACAACUGAUCUGAAGGAGCCAUUUGUCAUUUCUGUGUGGAUGAGGCACGGACCUGGAGGGCGUGAGAAGGAAACCAUUCUGUGCAAUUCUGAUAAGAUAGAAAUGAACCGUCACCACUACUCUCUCUACAUCCACAACUGUAAACUGGGAUUCCUGUUUGCCAAGAGUCCAGACGAAGAGAAGACCUACAAAACAGCUGAAUUUCACUGGAAGUUAAACCAGGUCUGUGAUAAAGAAUGGCACCACUUUGUUCUGCAAGUAGAGUUUCCCACCGUUUCUUUAUAUGUUGAUGGUGUUUCAUAUGAGCCAUUUACUGUGACAGAAGAUUAUCCCCUGCAUCCUACUCAGAUUGACACCCAGCUGGUGGUUGGUGCAUGUUGGCAAGAGUAUUCAGGAAAUGGAAAUAUCACUGACCCAAUGCCAGAAAGUGAUGCAGGAGGCGAGCAGCACAUGGCCCAGUUUUUCCGUGGGAACCUUGCAGGUUUGAUGAUACGCUCUGGUAAACUAGAAAGCAAGAAGGUGAUUGACUGUUUAUAUACCUGCAAGGAGGGGCUGGAGUUCCAGGCUGCUGAAGGCAUCGGGAAAGGCAUGAAGAUCAACUUAAGCCCCAGCCAGUCUGGUCUGUCUUUGGAAGGUGACGAUAUAGAUCGUUUUGACCAAGCAAUGCAGCACAUUUCUUACUUGAACUCUCGCCAAUUCCCCACACCUGGGAUAAGACGUCUUAAAAUCACCACCACAGUAAAAUGCUUCAACGAAGAGACCUGUAUGUCCAUACCUGACAUUGAGGGAUAUGUCAUGGUGCUACAGCCAGAGGAACCCAAAAUCAGCCUUAGUGGUAUAGACCACUUUGCCCGCUCUGCAUCAGAGUUUGAAAGCAAUGAGGGUGUGUCUCUCUUCCCAGAAUUGCACAUUAUUAGCACAAUCACACGUGAGAUUGAACCGGAGGGUGAAGGAGAAGAUGAUCCAACAGUUCAAGAGUCCCUGGUCUCUGAGGAAAUUGUGCACAAUCUGGACACGUGUGAGAUCACCGUGGUGGGAGAGGAGCUGAACCCAGACCAGGAAAGUCUACAAGUGGACCUUACUCACCUGCAGCACAAAGGCCUGGAGAUGAGCAGUUCUAACCUGGGAAUGACCAUAACAGGUGUUGAUACAAUGGCUAAUUACGAGGAGGUUCUGCACCUGAUCCGCUACAGGAACUGGAACACGGCCACCCUCUUUGAAAGAAAAUUCAAGUUAGUCUGCUCAGAGUUAAAUGGCCGAUACAACAGCAACGAGUUUCAAGUGGAGGUUAAUGUCAUCCACACCGCUAACCCACCCGAGGCUCCAAACCACGCAAUGGCUCAGCCACAGUUUAUCCACCCCGUACAUCACUCAUUUGCUGAUUUGUCUGGACACAACCUGGCUAACCCGCACCCAACAUCUGUUGUCCCCAGUGCAGCCACCAUCGUUAUAGUGGUCUGUGUCAGCUUUCUGGUGUUCAUGAUAAUACUUGGAGUAUUCCGUAUUCGUGCUGCCCACCAGCGCACUAUUGGGGACCAGGAAGGAGGGAAGGAGAAUGAGAUGGACUGGGAUGAUUCUGCUUUAACCAUCACAGUGAAUCCUAUGGAGACUUAUGAGGACCAGCACAGCAGUGAGGAAGAAGAGGAAGAGGAGGAGGAAGAUGAGGAAAGUGAAGAUGGUGAGGAAGAUGACAUCACCAGUGCUGAAUCUGAGAGCAGUGAGGAAGAGGACGGAGCACAAGAAGAGGACCAGCAGAACGUGAUCCGGCAGCAGCAACUAGAAUGGGAUGACUCAACCCUUACCUACUGAUUUGCUGUCUCCCAGCGCCACACAGUCACCACAGCACACUCCUCCUCCUGCAGAAUCACCAUGUAAAAAGUCAUUCCAGACCUGUCCAGCACAUGUUCCAACCAGACACAAGGAAUUAUUUGUGCCCCUCUCGCUAGUAACUGGGUCAUGUAAUACAUUGUUUUGAUUCAUCCUGAACUUUUCUUCCUCGUUCUCUCUGCUGCUUCGUGUGAUGCAGAACACAGCCACAUCUGGACUUUGUUUCUCAUUCCUUGUUUCUCUUCUGCAAGAUGCAAGCGUUACUGUGGGCAGGGGCACAGGGACUAUACACAGACUGGAGAUUCUAUGGUUUUGUUUUUUCCCAGCUUAGUGCAUGUAAAAAAAAUGUUGGCAAGAGCUACAGAGGAAUCCACUUGCCUGUCUGAGGGGCUAGACUGUGCUGACCAUAGCUGGCCAUCAGAUGGGUCACUUGUAAAUUAUGUUACAAGUCUCUCAGACAGCAGAGUGGAAAUGUUAUUUAGAAGAUUAACUAACUUUUUAACAUUUUCUGUAAAUAUGUUGGGAUACAUGUAAUUAUGUCCAUUUUAGUGGUGUAAAUGGGGGCUUAGUUGGAAUAUAUGUUGGCAGUAGUGCCAGUAUCUUGUGCAGCCUCAGUGAGGUGGUCUCCGAGGCUGGCAGAGGUCUGCAGUCUUUCAUAGUGAUUGAGAUAACUUCAUGCAAGGUAUUGCGGAAAGGUAACUUAACACCUUUACUGCCCAGUGUUUUUAUUAUCAACAUGAUGUGAAAUUGAAGCACUGAGUCGUAAUUUUGUUAUGCCAGCAGUGAGGUGGUGUUUAAGCUCUGUUAAAACAGUGCCCCAAAUCUUUAUUGGAUUUAAAUGCGCCUCUUUAUUGCAAUAAACAGCAGUGUGGUAAUACGCCACUGGUGUAAAAGGGGUUAACUGAGUAAAAAUUAUUUGCAGAGCAGGCAGAUAUAAAUAUGGGUACGUCUAUCGUCCAGCCGACAAAUGGGUACGUUUAAUGUACUGAAGAGGAAAGCAUGGAUGGAAUCCAUAUCCGAUUUUAGUAUCCUUCCUCCCUCCUCUCACCUUUCAUGCAGUUAUUGGUGAAAUAACUGCUUUUUACACGUGAGUUGGGAUUUUGUUUACAUUUUAACUUUUAUUUUAUUAUAUUUUCUUCCCUACUGUAAAUUGUGCUAAAAUGAUCUUGUGAAACAAGUGAUGUUGUGUUCCAGGAAUGCUUUCCUGUUGGUAGCUGCCGACCUAAAGAAAUGUAAAAGCCAUUUGGGGCUUGUAUGCGAUUGAAACUGAUGGAUUUGUUCAGCUGUAAAUAUGCUGUACACAAGUAAGCACUGGGUAUACAGUGUGCUUUAUUGAGUUUCCUGUAAACGCCUGUCUGGAUUGUCCCUUUACCACAAGAUUGAUAAAGUUUUUGGUUCAAUGUUCUUUCUGAACACCAUAGCCAGCAUAACUUAAUUUUAAAUUCUUACCUAUGAAUAGAGAGGUUAAUGUUAGACAUUGUACAGAGCGUAAGAAAGACUCCUAAUAGCGGGUUCGACGGAUGUCACUGUCUUACCCAGCUUUAUUCAACGUUUGUCAGGUUGUUUUUUCUGUCAGGUAAGUGAAAGCGUCAAUAAAAUGGACAUUAUUAGUCUGAUUUUGUUUAGAAAAGUUUGUAGCCAGAAUUCAGUGGUUUAAAUAUUUUGUUUAAAAACGAUAAGAAUGUUGGACAGUGAUGGUAAAAAAAAAAAAAGUUAAAAGCAACAUUUGGAAUGGCAAUGUGAGAAUAUAUUGGAAAUGGUAUUGUAGGACCACAAUAUUAUGCAUAGGAAUUGUGUGUUGUCUUUGCUUUAGUGGGAAAAAGCAAGUGCGUAGGCGCACUAUCAUGCACGGGAGGUGGAAAGCUGCAGACCAACUAUUUAGGGCUUUUUUUUUUUGUUUCUCAUAAAUGUACAUUUUUAGAUUUUUAAGCAAUUGGGGAAAUGGUUUUAAUGACUCAAGUGACAAUGUGAUAACUCUUAACCGCUAGCUUUUGCGUAACCUGGGUAAUUUUAACUUAUGUUUGACAGUUGUUCUGUGUUCAUGUUGAUGUGUAGAACAGUCCUUCCAUUUUAAUAUCGCUGUAGCUGCUGUAUUUAGACUAAUCAAAUGCAACAUAAAAGUCAGUCGUUAAAGAGUUAUAAACUUUCUGAUGCUGUAUGUAGCCGCUAUGGAUAUAACUUUUCAGAUUUGUAUAUUGGUGAUAGGUCAAUUUGAACAGUCUAUAAGCUACAAUAAAUUUCUGGUUCUAAAUACAGACUUUCAUUUUUCUUAUUGUUCAAAAAAAAGUUAAUAUAGUAUGUUUACAGAUAUGGCACCCAAUCAGUUAUGAGCGUGUGGAUUUGGUUAUAAGCAUUCUCUCAUAAGAAUGUUGUGUGUGCACUAAAGCAUUACAGUUUUAAUAUCAGUUUGUUUUAAGGUUUUAGUCUCUUGGUCAUAAUGUUUUUGGAAUAGUAUAGUACCAUUUUUACAGCAUUUAUAAACAAAAGCACCCUGUUUAAAAGUUAAAAAAUAAAUAAAAUGAAAAAUUGAUUAAAGGGACUUGUGAUGUACCAAAUCUGCACCUGUCACUUGUUUGGCACAGAAAGGGUUAACAGACCCUUUCCACCUUAACCAAUUUCUCAGUCUAGCCACUCCAAGCAAACAUGUGACUUAGUUCAAUGGGUGCAAGGGUUAAGAAACAAUGUCUGGUUUAUUCUAGACCUAAAAAAAAAAAAUCCAAACCUCCCCUUUAAUGCCACCCACACUAAAUAUCUCUAAGCUGCCACCACCUAUAAUUAUUAUAAUAGGGAAUCUUAAGGAAAACCACAGACUAACAGAUUAAAGAUCCUAAACUCAAAUUAGCAAAAAUGAAUCUAAAAAAACACAGUAAUAAUAUCGGCAGUCUUUCAGUAAUGUGGUUCAAAUAUUAGAUAAAGGCAAAACUUAAUAAAGGAACAUUUAUUAUGAGCAAAAAAAGUCACAGUGAAUUUAUAUAAGAGAAAUGUAUUGACUAAAAUUACACACAACAAACAGUUGUAAAACAAAAGUAGAAAAUAUUAUAGAACCUAUCACUUUACAUGAAGAAAUAUAGACUCUGUUCCAGAGAAAUGGAAUUGAAAUUGGUCAGAUACCUUGUUAUCAACAGCUUCCAAUGUAGAAUGACAUUAUUUUGUUGAAAUAAGUUAUAUACCAUUUUCUCUAAGAUCAAAUUUCUUGGCAGUCCCCGUUUCAGAGUGGUGAAAUAGUGACCACCCCUCUUCUUUAUGGCAUGUCAUAACACACUAAAUCCUUUGCUGAAAUGAUAGAACAACUUAUAACUUUUUGUUAUGAAUAUCCAGUACAUAAACGCACACAAUCCCGUUGUGACAUCAUGAGGAUUAUGUUGAUACCAAAUAUGACAUGGCUGUCAUAUUUCUGUCAUCUAGUGUCAUUUAUGUGAUAAAAGCAUGCUUCAAUAUAUACUAGUGUUACCGUUUGACUGACCUAGCCUGUGCUGUAGACACUGUUUUCUGUCACUGUCCUUGUAGUCUUUGAAUAAUAAAAUCCACUGUAGUGCAAAAGCUUAAAGGGACAUUAUACACUAAAUUUUUCUUUGCAUAAAUGUUUUGAAGAUGAUCCAUUUACAGUGUAUAGCCUAUACAGCUUUUUUUUUUCUUUAAAUGUAUAGUUUUGCUUAUUUUUAAAUAACAUUGUGCUGAUUUUCAGACUCCUAACCAAGCCACACAAUUUUAGAAGAAUGCUGAUGUAUACCUACUUCAGCUUGCCCCUGUUUGUUUAAUUAGUAUUUUCAUAUGCAGGAGGGAUUGUCUGCUUUUUUGCUAUAGAACCAAUUUGCAGUGGGUGUUCCAGUUAACCAUUUCAACAGUGCUAAACUGUUAGCUUCUAAGUAAGUUUUUAAACGGUUUUAUACUGGAUUUUUAGAUCGGUAUCUGUGUAUAUUAUUCUUUAUAGUAGUGUCUAUUACAUGCAGUUAAAUGAAAGUUGGUUUAUACUGUCCCUUUUAAUUACCCCCACCCAUGUAUCCUGUUAAACCAGGUGCAGAUAAGUCAGUGAUCCCAUAAGUCUGAUUCUUUUAGACAUUUCUAAUACAGGGUUCUAAAUAACAGAGAAGCAAAGACAAAUUAACCACUAACAUCCUAAAAUCACAAAGCCUUCAUGACGGGACUUGCUUAGUUUAUUCCACAUUUAUCUCUUCAGAUUCUAGUGAUCUAUAAAUUAUUCAUGUAGCUGCAAGAUUAACUAUUUACAUUUGAAAAACCCCUUUACAAGGCUUCUCUGACUGCCCCCAGCCUACACUUGUAUUUCUCAAACUCCCCAGCAGGUGGUACAGCCAAUGAGAAAUCUGCUGCUUGAGCUAUAAAUUUCCUGUUAUGCACUCUUCAGUUUCACCCUGGCUGCUCAAAGCACACAUACUACAUAUACUAUACAAGCAACCUUAACCAGGCGCACGCGCAAUGGGAAGGAGCAGUAGUGGGUCUUAUGAACUAGAGGAGUCUUGUAUGAGAGCUUUUUUCGUUCCAGCUACAUUAUUAAUUUGUAGCUCACUAGAAUGUUUAAAGGGACAUAACACCCCCAGAAAAAUCUUAAAUGAUUCUGAUAGCUUUCCAAUUUACUUCUAUUAUCAACUUUUCUUUGUUUUUGUGUUAUCUUUUGUUGAACAGCAGGGAGGUAAGUUCAGGAGUGUGCACGUGUCUGCAGCACUACAUGGCAGCAGUUUUGUAACAAUGUAAUACAUGAGCAAGAGCACUAGAUGGCAGCACUAUUCUCUGUCAUGUAGUGCCUCAGACAUGUGCAUGCUACCUAUCUAGAUAUCUCUUCAACAAAGAAUAACAUGAGAAUGACACAAAUUUUAAUAGAAAAUUAAUUGAAAACUUUUUUUAAAUUGUAUUCUCUAUCUGAAUCAUGAAAGAAAAUGUUUGUGUUUCAUGUCCCUUUAAUGCACCUAUGCACGUUUAAUGUAUUCCAUAUUUACUGUCUCUUUAAAGUCAUUUUAUCUAUGCAUAGUAUGUAUCCGUAAUUAAGCAGUGCAUUGUAAAAUAUAUGCAUUGAAGUAAAUAUUUUUCAGAGCAAUCCAGGGAUGAACCAAUUGAAAAGUCUCCAUUAUUUUUAUAUUCUCUUGAGUGUCUAGCUAGUACCAGAUAUUAAAGGGACACUGAUCCCAAAUUUUUUUUCUUUUGUGAUUCAGAUAGAGCAUGCAAUUUUUAACAACUUUCUAAUUUACUCCUAUUAUCAAUUUUUUUUAGUUCUCUUGCUAUUUUUAUUUGAAAAAGAAGGCAUCUAAGCUAUUUUUGGUUCAGGCCCUGGACAGCACUUGUUUAUUGAUAGGUUAAAUUAAUCCACCAAUCGACAAGAACAACCCAGGUUGUUCACCAAAAAUGGGCCGGCAUCUAAACUUACAUUCUUGCUUUUCAAAUAAAGAUACCAAGAGAAUGAAAAAAAUUGAUAAUAGGAGUAAAUUAGAAAGUUGCUUAAAAUUGCAUGCUCUAUCUGAAUCACGAAAGAAAAAUGUUGGGCUCUGUGUCCCUUUAAAGAUCUCCUGCACUGAUCUAAGUAUUUUUUUUCCCAAAAUAAAUGUUAAGAAAUUAAUGCUUGAUUACUGCACGUUUUGUUUUUGCUGUGCUGAAACAUUACUACAGUGGGUACUGAAAAUAAUCACCCCCUUUGAAAAUAAUCACAUUUUGUUGCUUUGCGGCCUGAAAUAAAGACACACAGUUUUUGUUAA